AAGGGUUUGUAAAAAGACGAGAAUUUGAUAGGAGUUCAGACGGGUUGUGAUAGUACUGCUACACAUCAAAACAAGCUAAACUAAGAACGACGCCCAGGAGACAAAGAGAGAUCGGAGAAAGUGAGAUGGCGAGAAGGGAAGUUCUGAGCGCGUACCGCGCGCUUCUGAAAGCGACUAGGAAAACAUUUUCCGGCGACACUGUGAUGCUGAGGGAAUCGGCGGUAGAGGUAAGGAAGAAGUUUGAGGAGAACAGAAACGUGAGCUCAGAGGCCGAGAUUCAGAAGCUUCUCGAAGAAGCCGGCGAGGCUUCCGAUUUCAUCACCAACAUGAUCGUCCAGGCACAACUCAACACCGAUGCCGGAAGUUACGUGGUGAAGCCGGGUAAAGAGCAUGCUGGAGCAACACUUGAACUCCCCUCGGAAGAAAUUAUUCGGAAAUCAGGAUAAGGAUAGACAAGAGAGAAGAGAUGUAGAUAGGGUAAUAGACAAUGUUCCAAAUUUUGGUGCGUGAACUGAAGGUCUUCUCUCGCAUGAGGAAGUGCUAGAAGCAGAACAAUCCUGAGUCUGAACAGUACAAACUGUGCCGUAAUCUGACCAGUCACUAAUCACUUGUGCUGUUUCAGAAGGCUAUAGAGAAUUUGAAUAGAAGAGAGUGUUCUGACCCCAGUUUACUGUUAGCAAAAUUGAUGGUUAUUAGCACACCCACCCUGCUCAAUAUUACUUAAGAGAACAGAAGUACAUAAAAAUAGCAUAUGUUAUUUCUUCUAAACGGGGGGAAAUCAAAGAAAACAGACUUUCAUUGUGUUUUGUUUGCAUGCCACAUGCUACCAUAAGAUGGACUUGUACUCACUCAAUACUGUAGUGUGUGUGAAGCAAGAGAUCAAGCCCAUUGAAGAGAUGGGGACAUCUGUCAAAAACGGAUCAAGCCUAUUAGAGUUGAUUAAUAAAUUGAUUUGGGAGGAAUUCAAGUUGCUUAU
Vigna unguiculata (cowpea) is the source of this 976-nucleotide messenger RNA. RefSeq names its product complex 1 family protein / LVR family protein. Lineage: Eukaryota; Viridiplantae; Streptophyta; Magnoliopsida; Fabales; Fabaceae. Gene Ontology annotation, cellular component: mitochondrial matrix. Gene Ontology annotation, molecular function: protein folding chaperone. Gene Ontology annotation, biological process: mitochondrial respiratory chain complex III assembly. The record is from RefSeq and is a predicted model, not a curated record.